UAAAUCAAGGAGGGGGACACCAGUUAUUGGUCAAGAAACCUCUUAAUAGCCACUUACACAUUUCGUCGGUAAUCACAUGUUGAUGCAACCAGCAAUGUAGUCAAGAUUUGUAUUAUUAUUUUGUUACCUACAUAAAAUCAAAUGGCAGUGAUUAGCUGUUGUUCGAGUCAUUUUUAUUGGAAAAAAAAUACAGUAGGUAUGUAAGUUUAGUAUUUCUUAUUAGUGCUUUACCGUCAGCGGUGUUUACACAUUCAAAUCAAACGUGCGCUAAUGACCGCAUAAUGGCCAGCGAAUUUCAAAACGGUCCAGACCAAAUCUUACCAGCGGAAGACUCCACCACAACCAGUCCAGAUGUCCCCGUGCGUCUCCGCAUCCCGGAAACUGGAAAAGCGAUUGAAACCACUCCUCCGGUCUCAAUCCCCGGACUUCUCAAACGCACCGCUACCGACUUUCCCGACCAUCCUGCACUAGCAUACAAGGCCGAGGGAAAAUGGAACAAGAUAACAUACAAGGAAUACUACGAGCUAGUGCGAACCUGUGCUAAAGCUUUCAUCAAGCUGGGCUUAGAAAGACACCAUGCCGUCUGCAUCCUGGGCUUUAAUAGCCCGGAGUGGUUCAUUUCAGAUCUUGCCGCAAUUUUCGCAGGGGGAAUAGCUGUGGGGAUUUAUACAACGAAUUCGAGCGAAGCGUGCUUUCAUUGCGCGAAUCACAGUCGAGCGAAUAUUAUUGUCGUACAGGACCAAAAACAACUCGAAAAAAUUCUUGCAAUAAAAUCGCGAUUACCGCACCUGAAAGCCAUCAUUCAAUACGAGGGCACUCCCACAAGUGCCGAUGUUAUCAGCUGGGAAGAUUUAUUAAUAAUCGGGAGAGAUCAGGAGGACGAAGAUCUGGAAAGAGUCCUUAAAACUAUUGGAGUUAACGAAUGCUGCACUCUCGUCUAUACGUCUGGCACCGUGGGUAAGCCCAAAGCCGUGAUGCUAAGUCACGAUAACUUAACAUGGGACGCGCUGUCGAUCUGUGAGCGUCUGGACGUGAAAAAGGGCGAAGAAGUGAUUGUUAGUUACCUCCCUUUGAGCCAUGUGGCGGCCCAAGUCACCGAUAUUUACAUAGCAAUGAUGUAUGCAGUUUGUAUUUACUUCGCCGACGCGAAUGCUCUUAAAGGCUCGCUGAUAAACACUUUGCAAGAAGCCCAGCCGACGAAAUUCCUGGGUGUUCCGCGAGUCUGGGAAAAAAUGCACGAAAAAAUGAUGCAAGUCGCCGCGCAAAAUGGUCGAGUUAAGAAGAGUUUGGCUUCGUGGGCCAAAAGCCAGGCUUUACACUACCACCUUAACCGAAUUAAAGGGUACGUUGGGACUAACUCAACCAUUUCCCCAAUGCUGGGUUUUAGGGUCAAUGGGAGCGGUUGGGGUUAUUGUCUAGCCAGUUCUCUCAUUUUUAAGAAAGUUAAACAAGCCCUGGGCUUGAGUCGGUGCACGUUGUUUGUCUCAGCGGCUGCACCUCUCGCUGCCGACAUCAAGCGAUAUUUUCUGAGCAUCGAUAUGCCAAUCAUGGAGGCUUUUGGCAUGUCGGAGGCGAGUGGGGCACACACCAUGUGCAAUAUGGGGUCGUUCGGGCUGGAAACGAUAGGAAUGGCACUCCCGGGGAUGAAGACCAAAAUUUUGAACCCCGAAGACGGGCAAGGGGAGAUCUGUAUGAACGGACGCCAUGUCUUCAUGGGGUACUUGGGCGAUAGGGAGAAGACAGACGAGGCUAUCGACUCUGAGGGGUGGUUGCAUUCGGGGGAUUUGGGCCGAAUUGACGAAAACAAUUUUAUUUAUAUUACGGGGCGUUUGAAGGAACUUAUCAUUACAGCAGGGGGUGAAAAUAUACCACCAGUGCCCAUCGAACAGCUGGUCAAAUCGGAGUUGCCCCACGUCAGUAACGUGUUUCUUGUUGGGGAUAAACGAAAAUUUCUGUCGGUUUUAUUGACUUUCAAAACCGACGUUGAUUCCGACACUGCUAGGCCUUUGGAUACCUUGCUACCCUCCGUUCAAGAUUGGUUAAAAAGUUUAGGGUGCCCGGCUAAGACCGUCACUGAGGUUCUUGAAGCGGGGCCCCAUCCCAAACUGUUGGAAGCGCUCAAAGAAAGUAUUGAUCGGGUUAACCAACAAGCCGUUUCCAACGCCCAAAGAAUACAGAAGUUGUCGAUACUUCCAGUCGAUUUUUCGGUAGCUACAGGGGAAUUAGGACCGACAAUGAAAGUCAAGAGGAACGUCGUGGCCGCGAAAUAUGCAGACAUAAUUGAAAAAAUGUAUGCCUAAACUGUCGUUUAAUAAAGUGUUUGGAACA
Messenger RNA from Tribolium castaneum (red flour beetle), 2328 nucleotides. RefSeq names its product very long-chain-fatty-acid--CoA ligase bubblegum. Bases 282 to 2300 code for a protein of 672 amino acids. The record is from RefSeq and is a predicted model, not a curated record. NCBI's taxonomy places the organism in Eukaryota, Metazoa, Arthropoda, Insecta, Coleoptera, Tenebrionidae. Gene Ontology annotation, molecular function: long-chain fatty acid-CoA ligase activity. The transcript has 8 exons. Gene Ontology annotation, cellular component: membrane; endoplasmic reticulum.